Molecule: messenger RNA, 7154 nt
Organism: Rhipicephalus sanguineus (brown dog tick)
Lineage: Eukaryota; Metazoa; Arthropoda; Arachnida; Ixodida; Ixodidae
Product: N-chimaerin
Exons: 13
Coding region: 309-1739 (476 amino acids)
Biological process (GO): signal transduction; regulation of GTPase activity
Molecular function (GO): GTPase activator activity
Source: RefSeq, a predicted model, not a curated record
CCCUUCUCUUUCGCUCUCCUCCCGCUGACUAGCCCUAACGGCGAGCCAGGCAACUUGCCGACAAAAGAAAGUUUCUCGCCGCUUGACGAGUGAACGCCUGCUCGAGAUGAGUUGAUGCCGGCCUGGACCGGAAGUUUAAUAAAGCAAUUGACAAGGAGGGAACGCCUCGGACGAUGCCUGCUACUUGUGUGUUGACGCCGUCUUAGCGUCGGACGUGCGUGCGCGCGUGUGUGUGUGUGUAUCGUGGUUGCGGCGAUUUGUCAUUUCCUGCAGCGGCAGGGGCCCGUUGCUCGCUACCAUUUGUGGAAAUGGCACGACAGUUCGCGGAGAAUAUGAAGCAGAAACAUCAUAUGAAUGAAAUACCGCAAGUGUGGAAGUCUUACCUGUACCAGCUUCAGCAAAAAGCACCAACGCCAAAGAGGAUAGUCUGCAAUAAAGAGGUGCCUAAUCGUCCCGCUCAUUAUGGAAGGGAGUUUCACGGGAUUAUAUCCCGGGAGGAAGCGGAGCGCAUGCUGCAAGAAGGGGAUGGCUGCUAUCUGGUCAGAGAAAGUCAGCGUGCUCCUGGUCAAUACACGCUGAGCUUAAGGUUUGGAAACGCGUGCAAGAACUUUAGGUUGUAUCACGACGGAAUGCACUAUGUUGGGGAGAAGCGCUUUGCAACGCUACAAGACCUGGUGGCCGACGGUCUGAUCACAAUGUACUUAGAGACGUACGCGGGCGAGUACAUCAACUCCAUGUGCGCCCAGUCGCGGUACGAGGACAGCCCUUACAUGACGCUCCACUCAUACCAGCGCCAGCUGCGUCAGAAGCAGCAGCAAUCACUUCGCAUGCGCCACCACCGACAACCGCCACCCGCUGCCGAACAGGAGAGUCACGAGUAUGACAAGCCUGAUGAGGAGCUCGAUUGUCCCUUGCUGGAUGGCAUUCCCGAAGACAUCAACGUCCAAGAUUUUGAAAAACCUCAUGCUUUUAAGGUAAAUAAUUUCAAAGGCCUCCCGUGGUGUGACUUCUGUGGCAACUUCAUGUGGGGUCUGAUAGCCCAGGGUGUACGGUGUGAAGACUGUGGCUUCAGUGCACACAACCGAUGUUCAGAGAAAGUGCCAAACGACUGCCUGCCAGACACCAAGUACGUCAAGCGGGUCUUUGGGGUGGACCUGACUACCCUGGUGAAAGCUCACAAUACUCCUCGGCCAUUUGUUUUGGAUAUGUGCAUCAAGGAGAUUGAGCAAAGAGGCUUAGAUACUGAAGGCAUUUAUCGUGUGUCUGGAUUUAGUGACGAAAUAGAAGCUUUGAGGAUGUCAUUCGAGAAAGACGGGGAAAGUGCACCGUUGAGUGCAUCAACGUACGAAGACGUCCAUGUAGUGGCAGGUGUCUUGAAACUGUUCUUGAGGUUGCUGCCCAUACCUCUCAUCACAUUCGACAGCUAUACAAAGUUUUUUGAUGCAGUCAAGAGCAACAAAGUAGAGGAAAAGCUUGAAGCCAUGAAGGAAGCAGUAAAGUCAUUGCCACCUGCUCACUACCAGUCAUUGAAGUAUCUCAUGAGUCAUUUGCAAAGGGUCUCGGAGCACCAGAAGAAAAACCUGAUGUCACCAAAGAACCUGAGUACAGUGUUUUCGCCGACAGUGAUGCGGACACCCGACAUCAUGGGCAUGGGUCUGGAUCAGAUGAGUGCCUGGCACACGGAGAGUGCCGUCGUCGAACUGCUCAUCAGCUAUAAUCGGACCGUGUUCGUCCAGUAGCCAACCUUUUGAAAGGCAGCUAGCCACAUGCACUUUCAAAGGUUGCCCCACCCCUGUGUCACGUACGGACUCGCCGAAAAAGAGUUUAUCGAUCUGUGCUGUCGUUGAGCAAGCGUGUAGCUCUGUCUAAAUCUGUCAGUCUGUUUUCCAGUCUGAACUGACCAACUCUGGUGUAAAAAGUGAGCUCAGGGAUGAGGUGAUAUGUAUCACAUAUUCCUGGAGGUGCACUUGGCUGGGAUGGUGUUCAUUGUUUUCAAGCACUUAAUAUUGUUUUCUAGUUUUCAGGUCGAAGCUUUCGUCAAGCCUUGCUUGUGAGUAGGUCAUAAUACUUGCAUGCAUUUACUUUGCUUGCUACGCUUUUUAUGUAAGAUUCACAACUUUUGAUGAUACAAAUGGGGAUUUUCUGACUAAGCUAAAAAAAUUUAGUGCCUAGGUUUUCAGGAAAUGCAGCUGUUAGAUUAAUGAGUGUUUUAGCAUGCACUGGCACAGACCUGGUGUCUGGUCAUGUGUCAUUCUUCUUGCACCUCGUAAUGGGCUUGCAGUGUUUUUAUAUUUCGAGUUUGAAUUCCUCAAGAAACAUCUUUUUAAGAGUUUCAGAGAAGGUCUGCUUCACUUAUAAUUCCUGUUGCCAACAGCUUCCUUUUUUUUUUUGACCCAGGUUUAUUGCUCUUAAUUUCUGCGCUUCUUUCUGACGCAGCACUCGAUAAUUUCGUCACUGCCGUUACCGAGAGAACAUGUCGUGGCAUAUAACGAGCUGAGCACUUAGUGUUUUGCACACCGCAUCAUUUUACGCAGCUGCUGAUGCUAGAUAUUUCCUCGCCUUGUAUUGGUCAUUGACCACGCUGAUUUGUAAUUAAUUAUCUGGCAUAUGAACAUGUUGGUUGCGGAGAAGUAGGGCAUUUGUCAAGCAUAUAGGAUUGUGGAAAAUGCCACUGAUAACAGUACUGCUAACCACGUUGCACUGCAAUUGAGCACUUACCAAGGCUUGAAGUAACCCAUUGUCAUUUGAGUGCCACUCCAAUUUUCACGUGUUUAUUCAGUCAACAAAUCACGACCUGGCUAGUCUAGAAGCGAAAAGGACUAAAGAAAGGCAACAGAUAAAUGUUGAAUCCAGGCCACUGUAAAUCACUCUAAGUGACGCUUUCCGAUUUGUUUCUUUAGUCGCAGCACAGUAUUUAAGUAGGUUCUACAGUACCAACGUGAUAUUUUGUUCACUAAGCCAUGAUGUAUGCUAUGCAUCUAGCUUUCAUUAUUCUGGCUAUUUUUUUCCUUGUCCUCACUGACGGAGGUCAGAUAUGCAUAAUGUUUCCAUGUGCUUUUGACUGAUGCGACAAUUUCAUCAGUUUCCUAACAGUCAUAAAACUGACAUCGCACUGUGCACUUGCCUAGGCACAAUGUUUUUUUGCAGUAAUGCAAAGGAGUUCUAUAAUUGUGAUAUUACGGAGUGUUGACGUGGAAAAUAUUAAAACAAAGAAUGCAUAAUCGAAACUUCAAUGCUUCUAGGGUCUAUACUGGCAAAGUUUCAGCAAAUUGUCUUUUGUGUUCAGCAGUGGUCAGAUCUUGCACUGCUUAUGCUAUAAUUUGGUUGGCGUUGUGGGAUGCCCCUGUACUACUCUUGUUUUGUUUUCUUGUCACUGUAGUUCGUUAUCAGUUGUACUAUGUUAGCUCUUAACAUGCUAGGUAAAGGGUCACCAAAAGUAAGCAAUAUGCUCCACUAAAGCGAUAGAGUCAGCUUUCUCUAUCUGAUCGAUGUAAUAUCUUGAUAAAGAUCUCUCUGAAAUCUUUCAUAGGCAGCUGGAAGUAAAUUUUUUGGAAUGUUUUUUGCUGGUCUAGUUAAAAAGGUGAAAUAAAUCAAUAAGAAGUCUCUUGUAAUAGUUUGAUAUGGUCCUACAUUUUCAGAGUGGUAAUGCCAUCUGUCUAUCCAUAUCCCUAAUUUUGUCUCACAGAUGGCACAUUGUCAUCAGCACUCUUGAAGUUAUUUGUUCUUACUUUACAAGAAUGCUAAUUUGCAGACCUAGCUCAACCUCAUUUAUUGCCUUUUGUGUCCUUUCAAAAAGAGUAUUGUGCAUUGAAACUGCACGUGAAAUUUUGGAUGCAUGUUUUUUGCACGUUAUGCAAAUCACACUUUUCCUUUUUUUUCUUUCUUUUGUAAUGAUACCAGUGGUUACUUAUAAACCCUGGUUCUCAGUUGGAUGGUACUAAAUUUGGAAAAUUGCUGCUCUCACCAAAUGUGCUGAAGAGAUCAACGAAUCUAUCCCAUUGUGUUCUUCAGUACAUGUCACUGUAUAUUCGAGUCUGUUUGUUAAGUCACAUAUUGUAUCUCUUGAAUGCCAUUAACGCACGCGAUUAAGGCAUUAGGCUCUGAAGGGACAUAAGUGAACGGCACAUACAAUAUCUGUCAUCCAUUCUUUAUUUUCAUUCGCACUGCAAUAAAUGAAACACCCUCUAAGUAGUCGCAUUUACUGAAUCUGACUAACUAAGCCAAUUACCGGUUGUGUUAACAUUUUUUUUUCCACAUCCGAAGUUAUUGCAGCUGAGCUUCACCCCUGAGUCAGAAUUUAGUUGAGCAGUGGCAAAGUCUCACAGUUUGUGGAGGACUGCAUAAAAAAGGCAUUUAACGAAGUACCAGUAUUUAUUAAAUGUACUAAUAAUCUACUGUGUGCAGUAUUUAGGCACUAUCAGUUUAGGUCAUGCUUAAGGGGUCGGCGUAUGGUAACCUUGUAAUUCAAUCAUUCUAACUCGUGUUGAAAUGAUUAAAUUGCAGAAUGCUUAGAAACCACUUCUUGUUUCUUUAAAUGCAACUUUUGUGAUAAUUGGAGGAGUUUCUCAUUAUUCAGUACAAUGUGAGCUUCUGAUUUCUAUUGAGAAGUGUUCUGUGGACUGCUAACAAAUUCUCUAUUUUAGUAAGCACCGGCUGCAGCAGUCAUGUGACUAAGACACUGCUUCGCAGAGCACCAGGUUUGAUUUCUGGCUCUUGCGGCCUCAUUUCUAUGGAACUACACGAGAUCUUGCAUGUACCAUUCUUUAGAUACGCGUUAAAGAAACUAAAAUGGUUUAAUGUAAUCCUGGAUAUCUCUGCUAUGUGGUCUUCAUAAUCUCUUUUGAAUAGACUGUGAAACUCAACUGAUUCAAUACUGGUACCAAUGAUCAUAGUAAUCAAGCAGCAAUACAAAAAAAAAAGAAAUUAAUUUGUAGGUAUCAUGCAUAUUUGUUAAACGACAGUUUUCUUUGAUAAAGCUCUGCAGGUUUUCCGGUAUUGGAUUUCUGGUUUGUUUCUAACUCAUUUUGGGUUUUGAGGUGAAGCUUUUCAUGAUAUUGGGGUACAUGGAUAUUAUUGUUGUCUCUUUUUGAAUCAUGCGCUCAUAUUUUGUGGAUGUAAUUCCGGUGAAGGGUCCGGUCGGCAUUGUGAGGUUAGUAAUGGGCUAACUUUGCUUUGUUGCGUUUCGAUUGAAGCUACCAUUUGGGGGAGUUUGUUGAUUAAUGUAAUUGAGACCGAGUGAAUUACACUGUAUUUAGCCAUCUGAAUCUUUGAUGUAUGUGUAUAAGUAUGCUUCUUACAAACAUUUUUUUUUAAGAUCUGUUUUCUGGGGACUUGAGUUGAUAUUUUAACUUGUCUUGUAUUAUUUUGUAGUGCACUGUUGGAUCGUGUCACAUUGCUUCGAUAUGCCAAUGCUGCUAGCACAUAGAAGUGGGAAUUUUCCAAAGAUUUUUAAGCUUGGGCGUGAUUCCUGUCCUGAGGCUUAGGUGUUUCCAACAGUAUAUUUUGCAAACUUAACAGCUUUGUUUGUUUGUUUUUUGUUGAUCUUUUAUUGAUCACACUGUAUUCUCAACUCCGUACUGUGGUUUCAGUGCACUAGCCAAUUUAAGAUUCUUGCGGUGCAUGUGCUCUUGCGGGUAUUGUGAUUACAACAUUUGAGUAAUAGGAAUUGUGAAUGUAGGUUUUUUAUGUGACUGCAUUCUACCUUGUACUGAGUAUCUUGUUACGAACCUGUAUACAAGCUUCGUUUUGUGCAUUGUGAAUGUGAAGUGAUCUAGCAACAUAAGUUCUUGUCAAUGCUGCUUGGUGAACAAUGACAGUGUCGAGCAGAUUGUUUUUUUUUUUUCAUUUGUGUUCAUGAAUAGUAAAAUUAGGCCUGCACACUUCCAUAGGAUAAUUGCUUUUGGUCGUUAUAGUCCUUUGUAUGUAUGCUGAUCUUAAAUACUUUGGCUAUGCAACUUAGAUUUAUGGCAAAUUCUAAUGGAGCAUAGUAGGACAGCAUUUAUGGCUCAUUUUGGAGCGGUACGGCUGGUUGUUGAGAUGUUAGAUCGAGAGCAGCUGUUGAGCAAAAAUCACACAGCAGCGCUAUCGUGAGUGUUUGACCAAUGUUGAUGGAGUGAACUAAAAACUUUGUAAUUUAAAUGUCUCAGCUUGUCGAUGGAUCGUCCUAAUCAUACUCGCGGUGGAAAGUGAAAUGACGAUAGAAGUGAGAAACAACUCAAACAGCACGUUCUUCUUCUAGAUCAAGUAACUUCUUCUUCAAGAAGUAAAACCUUCUUGAUCCCAAGUAACUCGGGAAGUGUUUUUAGUAGUGUGCACACUUUCAAGCUUUUUUAUUGUGGGGGUGGGUCUGGUGUUGCUCUCGCAGAUUUGAGUGCAUUGAUCAAUGCUGGAAAAUGGUGAUCAACUCUAGGGUUGACCGGUUGCUCUAAGUUUGCCAUUGGAAUUUGGUGUUCUUAGCUAUGAAGUUCAUAGUGCUCUUGGCAUGUACUGUGACUUCAAGGGGGUGCAGAAAUGGACAGAUGCUUUUGUAAUUGGGCAGUUAGUCUAUCUUGUAAGUGCAUGUCGAGAAGUGAAUCAAUUAUUGCUUUACAACAUCGUGUCUUACACGCUCAAUGUGUUCUCACUGCAAAUGUGAACCGUGUGAUGUGUCCAAUUUACAUAUUCUUGGUUUCCUCAAGUGUAGUAGUGUUGGCGUUUUUAGUUUUCUAUUUAUAAGUAUCCUUAGGAAUGGUGUUUUUUUCUCCAGUUUUCCUUGUAGCGCUUUUAUUUGCUGAAUAAGUAUAUUGUACUAUAUAUAUAGAUAUUUUUGGCAAGCUCAGAGAAAACAAGUCAUACCGUGACAUGGGCUUUUUUUUUUCUUUUUUUUUUUCGCUUCCGAAGGACUCAUUUUAAUUCUGUUUAAAUGCUUUAUUUCUGUUACAUGGUUAUUUGUGCACUUAUAAUGUGUAAUGCACUAUUCGUUUGUGACUUGUAUUUAGGAGUAUUACCAUGGUGCACAUCAUCAGAGCACUGGAGGAAUGCUUUUAAGAGCGUAAUAAUUUAUAUUCCAGUUUGCUGCGUAAUGCAUAAGUGUUAUUUGCUACACAGUGUGGGGUUUAUUUGAUGUUUCUCAUACUGGUCAAUGCAUUCCAAUAAAACUUUUUUUUUUUAUGCCU